AUGGCGCCGGCCGGCCGCCCGCGAGGGAAAAAAAUUAAACCGUCCGUCCGCACGCGCCUGGUUGGCAGGCAUGCAGACGUGCACGCGCGGCCCGCCCGCGAUCAACGCGGCAACCCCGCAGUCAACGUGCAUGCGCGUCAUCCGCGCCGCGUCGCACCCAUCGCGGACCCCCCCACGUCCCCCGCCCCAAGCCCCCCACGUCCCCCGCACCAAUCACGCCGCCCGAGGCGCGCAUGCACGCAGGCGGUUUCACGCGCGUGCCCCGGCGUCCCACCCGCCACCUCCCCUCCGCCGCAUCGCUGCCGCCUGCCGCCGCUGUCGGCUCCUCGCCUGCCGCGCGACCGCUGCCGCCUGCCACUGCGCCUGCCGGACGCCACCGCCGCCGCCUGCCGCCGCUGUCGGCUCCUCGCCUGCCGGACGCCACCGCUGCCGCCUCCUCGCCUGCCAGCCGACAGGCCCGCCGCCUGGUUUGCCCCGCCGCCUGGCAUGCCCCCUCCGGACGCGUCGUUCGCGGCGGCCGAGGGUCAAAGCGCCUGCACGCCGGCCGCGCGGUCAUUAACGCGCCGACGUUAA
Molecule: messenger RNA, 573 nt
Organism: Aegilops tauschii subsp. strangulata
Lineage: Eukaryota; Viridiplantae; Streptophyta; Magnoliopsida; Poales; Poaceae
Source: RefSeq, a predicted model, not a curated record